Molecule: messenger RNA, 2171 nt
Organism: Xyrauchen texanus (razorback sucker)
Lineage: Eukaryota; Metazoa; Chordata; Actinopteri; Cypriniformes; Catostomidae
Product: DNA damage-inducible transcript 3 protein-like
Exons: 4
Coding region: 269-1075 (268 amino acids)
Biological process (GO): positive regulation of intrinsic apoptotic signaling pathway; negative regulation of transcription by RNA polymerase II; ER overload response
Cellular component (GO): CHOP-ATF4 complex; cytoplasm; CHOP-C/EBP complex
Molecular function (GO): transcription factor binding; protein heterodimerization activity; DNA-binding transcription activator activity, RNA polymerase II-specific
Source: RefSeq, a predicted model, not a curated record
GUCCCCGGGAGUUUCCGAAAUCCACACUCGGUGACUUCAGCUGAACAAUGGUUAACAUGAGCGAUCACCAAACUCUACAAAAACACACACAGACCCUGAAUAAAAAACAGCCGCGAAAAAGAAAUACUAAAAAGAAAAGGAACUAUUGGGAUAAUAUAUCACCGACAACACACAUUCAAACUUGAUUGACAAGAGGCACUUUAAGGUCUGGUGUGCUAGGUGUGUGAGCAUAUCGUAUUGUGUCUGUGGAUAGUGACUGAUUGGUGCGAUGACUGCGGAGUGGCUGUACCCCCCUGGCGUGGGGCCGUUGUGUGGUGCAGAGUUGGAGGCGUGGUAUGAAGACCUACAGGAUAUACUGGGCUCUGACGCGGGUGGGGCCAAACUUACACGAGCCCCGCCUUGCUCCGAGAAAGAGCCAGAGUUUUUGGAUGUUUUGGAGAGCUGCUCGCUCACCUGGUUAACCGAGGGGCAGGUAUGGGGAGACGGGGUGCAACGGGUUAUAGAGGAACCCCCAACACCAAUACACCCUCCAACGGCCUGCGCGACUCCCCCUAGACCGGAGGAGAGGAGAGAAGGCGAUGCGGUGAGCUCGUCUGGAGGAGAUCUUCUGCCACCGGAGUUCUUCGAGCUCCUCAGCGAGGGAGGUGUCGGGUUUGUCGAAACGGGUGCGGUGAUGGUCACCGGCAGUUACCACAUCCCUCACCGUCAGCCUCCAUCCCCGGCGGCUAGCGAGGAGGAGGAGGAGCUCCCAACGGUUCCAGACGCUUCAUCGUGCUCUUCGGCAUCCCAAUCGCCCUCCCUCAACUACUCCCCAACCGCCUCCCCUCCCCCGUCUCCUCCCGUCAGCGUCUCCUCACGGCUGGGAAAAAGGAAGCGAGGGAGCGACAGAGGAACGCUAGGCUCCCCGUCCCCUGGAAAGAAGAGCAGGAGAGAACGCGAGCAGGAGAACGUAAGAAAAGUGCAAGAACUGACGGACCAGAAUGAGCGUCUCAAAGCGGAGAUCGAGCGGCUCGGAGAGGAGGUGCAGAGAACGCGCCGAGCGCUCAUCGAGAGACUCGUCAACACCAGGAGGUGAACGAGGAGCAAAGAAAGAGAUUUAGAGAGAGAAGAGAAUAGAGGGGUAGGAGGGCAAGUGAACAAUUGGUGGAAAUUCAUCUUGCGGUGACCAUGAAAUGCACAUUCACGAAGACCAAAGGAGACUAAAGACACGUGUUACGAGGGGGGAGAGAGAGUUGUCCCACCAAGAGAGAACAGAGAAAGUCAGAUUAAGCCAUAGCAAAAGACAAGACGGACCCCCGCGUCAGGGGUAGAGUGAAUCUCACCAAAACUGGGCCAGAUUUCUAUCCAAAUUCAAGACAAAUUAUUGCACAAAGAAAACCUUUGUAAUAACAGAUGCUUUACUGAGAAUCUCAAUAAAUUCAGAUUUCUGUAAUUCGGUCAUUUUUUCAGUAUUACAGUAUAAAAAAAAUACUUUUAAAUUAAAAAAAUAAUUAUAUUAAUCUGCAUCAAGGCAGUACAAAAAAUAUUAUGGAAACAUUAAAAAAAAUACAAAUAAAAAAAAAGGACACAAUUCAUCAAAUUUGGGAAAAUAGUAGAUAUCUUUAAAAUUAUAUUAAUACUCUAAAAUCUGAUGGAAAAAUGCAUGUUAAUGCAUUAAUACGAAGAACAAAAAAUUCAACAAUGAUGUAUAAAUGCAUUAAAAUGCAAAGAAAUGUAUUUUUAUUAUUAUUAUUAUUAUUAUUAUUAUUGCAUGAUGAGUAUUUUGGGGAGAAAAUGCUAAAUACUUUAUUUUCGUUGAAGCUAAAUAUAAAAUCUAUCUUUUGAUUUUUUGACCCGGGCAUGUUUCAUUAGAUUCCUCUGGCAAUAUUGUAAAUUAAAUUAAAUUUUGUUGAAAGAAACCAAAUUCUAAUUUUAAAACCAUUAGAGACAAUAUUAUCAUGACAAAUAUGCACAUUUAAACCCCCAGGAAAUGAAUAUUUCCUGUUUUAUAGUAAUAUAUACACAUACAUACCAAACAUAUUCCAUUAAAAAUAAUAAUAAUAAAAUUAAAAUAAAUAAAUAAAUGUAUAUAUACACACACACACACACACAUACCAAACAUAUUCCAUUAAAAAUAAUAAUAAUAAAAUUAAAAAAAUAAAUAAAUGUAUAUACACACACACAUACAUACA